Molecule: messenger RNA, 804 nt
Organism: Enterospora canceri
Lineage: Eukaryota; Fungi; Microsporidia; Enterocytozoonidae
Source: the annotation of a GenBank genome assembly
AUGCUGUUCCCACUUGUUGCGUGUCUAGAUUUAAAUACUGUUGCCAUAAUUGAUGCAGGAUCAACAGGUACGAGAUUGAAUCUUUACAGUUUUGAUAAAUCAAAAAUAGAACUGUGUAAACAAUACAAACACCCAAAAGCAAUCAGUGAAGAAGCAUACGAAGAAGUGCUAAGUUCUUUGACCACAAAAUUAGACGAGAAGAUUCCACUGGGAUUCUAUGGCACUGCUGGAAUGAGACAAGAUUCAAACGGAAAAGAUCUAUUAAAAAAGAUCAAAACGUUCCUGAAAAAGUACAAUUUGGUUGAUUGUAGAAUACUGACUGGACCUGAAGAGGCAAUCGGAUUAUACGACGCAUUUGAGCACCUAAAAUAUCUAAAUGAUUACACACUGGUUGAUAUGGGUGGGAAUUCAACACAAGUUGUUGUAAAGAACCACAAUCACAUCACGAUCAAACAGUUUGAAACAGGAAUUCAGUCUAAAAAGAGCAUUAAUUUACCAAAAUUAUCAAAGCCAAAACACGUAAACAACCUGUACGUCUUCAGUGCGUUCGCUGAUUUACUGAAACAAUACAAAUCAAAAACUAUUAGAGAUGUUCAGAGCAAUAUUGAAGCAGAAUGUAAUGUAAAAGAAGAAUCUAAUAGUGCAAAAUGUAAGGAUUAUGCAUUCAUACUCAAUAUAAUCAGUCAGUUGAAUAUUUCAACAGAUUCAAAUAUUAAGGUACUGGAUGAUUUAAAUGAAAUGUACGUCUCAUGGCCUAUUGGAAUGGCAUUGAAAAUCCAAGACAAAAGAAGAUCAACUAAUUAA